This is a messenger RNA of Fusarium venenatum, 216 nucleotides long. RefSeq lists its product as uncharacterized. The record is from RefSeq and is a predicted model, not a curated record. NCBI's taxonomy places the organism in Eukaryota, Fungi, Ascomycota, Sordariomycetes, Hypocreales, Nectriaceae.
AUGGGUCUCCCUACUUUCUCAGAGUCAACAACUACAACAUCAACAUCCACUCAAACCCCGCAAGAACAACAGAACAACACUGGCGUUGCUACAGGUGCAGGCGCAAACACUGGUGCUGGCGUGACGAGACCAAAGACUGAAGCUGAGUUGGAGGCUGAUCGUCUUUACGAGGAGGCUAUGGAGGAGGAGUACGCUAAGCGAGAUGGAGGUUCAUAG